Molecule: messenger RNA, 793 nt
Organism: Rhizophagus irregularis DAOM 181602=DAOM 197198
Lineage: Eukaryota; Fungi; Glomeromycota; Glomeromycetes; Glomerales; Glomeraceae
Source: RefSeq, a predicted model, not a curated record
AAUUGUCUAGUCGACUGGAGGCUUUGACAGGCAGUAACUUCAGCCAUUCCAGUGAUAAGACGAUCGCGAGUAUAACAACAAGUGUUAAUCGAAGUCUAUCACCCUUAAUAAGCAGAAAUAAAGGAAAAAACUAUCACCAAUGACUCCAAUCUUUAAAAAAACACUUCGUGAUGAAGUUGUUCAAAUCAUUAAUAAUUUAGGUUCCAGAAUUUUGUUUAAUGUUUCACAAACGUUUAGUGACCAGAAGAAAUCAAUAAACAAAAAACUUUUACCAGCGGUAAAAGCGGCAAUGAAUCCAUCUAUUGAAGUAUAUGAUACCGAGAUUGUUAAUGUAAUCAAACAGCUUCAUAAGUCUCACCGAGAUAUCUGGAAAAUAACCCAGGAUGGCAAAUUAGAUACGCACAGUAGACGUCAACAUAUGACUUCUUGGCGAGACCAAAAAAUAACGCGACGUAAACGCGGUUUACAACACAUGAUUAACACAAAAGACAAGGUUUUAAAUGACUGCAAACCUCAAGAAAUUACCUGGGACGAGUACAUGAAAGAUUGUGAAAAAAUUGUAGUGAUCUCGGAACUUCAUUCCGAUGAGUGGUCAUCGGAAGAUGAAAAUCUUGCCAACAAUGAAAAAAAUCUAGAGAAAAGACCAGAACGUUUAGAUAAAUCGAAUUCUGUAAUCAAAAUACAUGAAAAAAAAUGGAAAUCUACGAGAGUAUGUAAAGUUAUUUCUUUAUCAAUAUAACAUUUAUAAAUAAUAUUUUUUUUUUUAAUUAGAUUAGGAGAAUUCUAAGUAGGG